This is a messenger RNA of Pneumocystis carinii B80, 675 nucleotides long. RefSeq lists its product as hypothetical. The transcript is spliced from 4 exons. The coding region runs from base 1 to 675 and encodes 224 amino acids. Gene Ontology annotation, biological process: mitochondrial electron transport, NADH to ubiquinone; mitochondrial respiratory chain complex I assembly. The record is from RefSeq and is a predicted model, not a curated record. Gene Ontology annotation, cellular component: mitochondrion. Lineage: Eukaryota; Fungi; Ascomycota; Pneumocystomycetes; Pneumocystales; Pneumocystaceae.
AUGCGUUUUUUGGAAAAAAACUUUGAAAUUUUAAAAAGAGAAUAUCAUAAAAUUUUUGAGAAAUUUCCUUUUACAAGUCACCCACUCGUUCUGACAAAGUUGAAUCAAUUGGAUGUAGUUCAACGAGUAGCAUUAGGAUCUGACAAAGAUUGCGGUGGAAAUAGUAAUGCUCAGCUAAUAUUUAAUGAAAAAUUAUGUUGUGGCCAAUUUCACGGUGAGAUCGUAUCAAAUCCUGAUGGACCCAUGUAUGCUACAUUCCGUAUAAAAAAAAGAAAUUUUUUUAGGCCUAGUUGGGACCUAAGUUGUUAUCGAUAUCUUUCGUUAUGUGCUGCAGGAGAUUCAAGAACAUAUUCUAUUGAUCUGCAGACAACGUCUUUUCUUGGGACAGAUCUUUACCGAACAUCUUUAACCUUUAAAAGCCCUAGAAAAUGGGAAAUUAUCACUAUACCAUUCAAUAAUUUCUGUCUCAAUAGAAAAGACGUUCAAUUAUCUUCACAUCGUUUUUCUGAAACAUAUCGAAUCCAAGCAAUAGGUAUUUCAUUAUUAGAUCGACAUCCAGGCCCGUUUGAACUUUAUUUACGUUGGAUGCAUGCAACCAAUAAAGUUUAUCUUGAAUCUGAUUUUCCUGAAAUAUCAACAUGUAAAAUAGAACCAGAGAAUAGCGUUGCAAAAUAA